Messenger RNA from Pistacia vera, 441 nucleotides. RefSeq names its product secreted RxLR effector protein 161-like. NCBI's taxonomy places the organism in Eukaryota, Viridiplantae, Streptophyta, Magnoliopsida, Sapindales, Anacardiaceae. The transcript is spliced from 2 exons. The record is from RefSeq and is a predicted model, not a curated record. The coding region runs from base 1 to 441 and encodes 146 amino acids.
AUGACACAUGUGCCAUAUGCUAGUGUUAUGGGUAGUUUGAUGUAUGUCAUAGAGUGCACGCGACCUGAUAUUGCACGAGCAGUGGGAUUUUUAAUUCGCUUUAUGUCUAAUCUUGGCAAGGAGCAUUGGAGUACUGUAAAGAGGGUUCUUAGAUAUCUAUGUGGGCCCUCAAAUUUAGCAUUAUCUUAUGGGGGCAUGGGAGAUGAUCUCUAUAAUAGGCGUGCUACAAGUGGGUAUGUAUUCUCUUUAUUUGGUGGUGUUGUUUGUUGGAUGAGUAAAAGACAAAUUACUGUGGCUUUGUCAUCAACUGAGGCAGAAUACAUGGCAUUGACACAUGCUGCCAAGGAAGUUAUGUGGCUUCGAAGAUUGAGUUUAGAGCUUGGUUUCAAGCUUGAUGCUGUGAAGAUAGGGUGUGAUAAUCAAGGGGUGAUAAGAGCUUGA